AUGGAUCUGACGGAAUCUAUGAAGAAUCUUGUAGGAAAAGGUUUACUUGGAGAUAUGGGGCCACCGUCUAGUGGUAGCGGUUUUGCCGGAAGCGGUUAUGUCACCGAAAAACUUUACAUGCUUUUGCAAUUAUAUUUGCAAAAUAAAGGAUGGAAUCCUUCUGUUGAAUUAUUGCAAUGUUUUUCUGAAUUGAAAGAAGCAUCCAUGCUACCGAGUGCAGCAUAUCUUCAAAUGAUGGCACAAAGAAUAACUCUAGAUUCACAAGGUAGACUUGUUUUAAGAGAAAAUGGUAAAAUAAUUCUUCCAUUUGAACACUUUGGUAAUGCUGUUAUGCUUAAACAUAUGAAUGGACCUCAAGGAAUGCAUUUAGGAUUAGAGGCGACCAUUCGAGCAGUUAUGGAUUCUUACACAAUAGGAAGAGAACAAUUUGGAAUGGAAAAAGAAUUUAUUAUAGAUAUAGUACAGAAUUGUCCCAAUGGGGCUUGUAGAUAUUAUAAAAGUCAACUAGAAUUGAGUCAUAGAUCUUUAGCUCAUUUAUCUGGUGCUCCAACAUACAUUGAUCCCCAGCCUUCCAAAAAAGGAAAAGGUUCUUCCAGUAGAGACAAUGAUCAAAGAAAUAAUCAAUUUGGAAAUGAAGAUUUCACUUUGCCACACCAUCAUCAAACUCCAGUAGAUUUAACUCCGACAGAAAAAAUAUCAAAGAGUAAUUCCAGUUCUUCCCAGUCCAGGGCUCAACUGUUAUCGGCGGUUCAACAAAUGGUUGGAAACGAGGGUAAAGGUUCAUCUUUAUCAUCAUCGAAAACUUCAAAAUCUCAUCACGUGGAUUUAAGUCCUCAGGAUCAUAAAAUUGCUGAUUUUUUAAGAGCGAAUUUAGAAAGUUUAGAAGGUCUCGGAUUAACUAGUUCUAAUAAAGAUUUACUCGCUCUUCAUAAUGGUGCUUGGGGUAGUCACGAAAGUGAAAGUAAAAGACUGUCUGGAAAUGCCGGCGAAGUCGGUCAAGAAAAAAUAGUGAGGGCGUUCACCGAAAUAAUGAAAAAUAUGGCGAGAAUGAAAACUUGCAUAAGGCCCGCGAUGUGUAAACCUUAUGGUAAACAAUCGGAAUCUUUACAAAAAACUUUGAUGGAUACGGUACAAUUGGUACAAUCUUUGCGUCAAGUUUUACCACCGCCACACAUCGCUGUAAGUUCUUGGAAAAAUGAAGACAAGCAUAGUUUGAGAGCGGAUUUUCACGAGAUUUAA
Pediculus humanus corporis (human body louse) is the source of this 1239-nucleotide messenger RNA. RefSeq lists its product as uncharacterized. NCBI's taxonomy places the organism in Eukaryota, Metazoa, Arthropoda, Insecta, Psocodea, Pediculidae. Bases 1 to 1239 code for a protein of 412 amino acids. The record is from RefSeq and is a predicted model, not a curated record. The transcript has 9 exons.